Paramacrobiotus metropolitanus is the source of this 1859-nucleotide messenger RNA. Its product is annotated as (Lyso)-N-acylphosphatidylethanolamine lipase-like. The coding region runs from base 336 to 1472 and encodes 378 amino acids. The transcript has 6 exons. NCBI's taxonomy places the organism in Eukaryota, Metazoa, Tardigrada, Eutardigrada, Parachela, Macrobiotidae. The record is from RefSeq and is a predicted model, not a curated record.
UUCUCUCAGUCAGAAUUUUUUGCAAAUUGUUUCAUUUACAGAUUUACUAUUCCGAAAAGCUUUUCCUACCGUACUGUUAACAAUAAGUUAGUAACUGAUUAAUUAAACUUUUUGGUUUACCGUUUACGUUUUUACGUUCUCGGUGUGACGGCUGUUGUAACGCACUUAUUCAAACUCGACUCGUUCCAGUUCUGUGUCUUAAACUUUCUUUAAACUAAUUAUUUUGCAUAAUUCUGGUCUUUAAGACUGUAUCUAAAGCGCAGUAUCGGAUUCAGAUUGUUUAUUUUGUUGGUUAUUCGUUCUUCACCAGUUACGAUCUGAUUUGGCUGCCAUCCAUGGCUGCGGAUUCAAAGUCUUCGAAAUGCCACUUGCGAACAUCGCAGUCAGACUCCAAUCUGGAAUCCAGGGCAGCCACGAGCUGGAUGCCUACUUCGUGGAUGCGCUGGAUUCCCACGUCUGACGAUCUUCUGGCUGCUGCUGAACGGAAAAUUCUGUCGUAUCUGAAAAGCCCAUACGAGGGAUAUUUCGUGACGUUACAACCGGAAGCCGGCGUUUCGCGCCCCGAAUCCCACAAGGCAUCGCAUCGCAUUUGGACGGUUACCCUUAACACCAAGGAUCCAAUCUCUCCCAUCCCGCUGGUGAUGGUCCAUGGCUUCGGUGGUGGCGUGGGCAUGUGGGCGCUCAAUCUGGACGAAUUAGCCAGUCGGCGUCCAUUGUACGCCUUCGAUCUCCUGGGUUUUGGACGUUCCUCACGGCCAUCCUUCAGCACCAACGCCGAGAUAGCUGAGCAACAAUUUGUUGAUUCCAUUGAGGCCUGGAGAAAAGAGCAAGGAUUGAAGGAUUUUAUUUUGCUGGGCCACAGUCUGGGUGCGUUUAUUGCUGCUAGUUAUUGUCUACGGUUUCCACAGUAUGUCCGGCAUCUGAUCAUGGUUGAUCCGUGGGGAUUGGCGGAAAGACCAUCGGAAAAAGAUGCCCAUCAGUUUUCAGCUCCUUUGUGGAUUCGAACAGCGGCGGCGAUGCUACAGCCGUUUAACCCUUUAGCUGGUUUACGCGUGGCUGGACCAUGGGGACCUCGUUUGGUCGGAAGGUUCCGUCCAGAUUUGCAGCGGAAGUUUGCCAACCUCAUUCAGGAAGAGAAUGCCAUUUUUGACUACAUCUAUCACUGCAAUGCGCAAACACCAAGCGGCGAAGUUGCAUUCAAACACAUGACAGUGCCUUAUGGAUGGGCCAAGAAUGCCAUGCUGAAGCGCAUGUAUAAAAUCGAAGACAAAGUUCCUAUAUCGUUUGUAUAUGGAUCGCGGUCAUGGAUAGAUCACACAGUUGCUUAUCUCGUCAAAGAGAAUCGUACGAAUUCCCGAACGGAAGUUCUCCUGAUACAUGGAGCGGGACACCAUGUGUACGCUGACCGACCGCAUGAAUUUAACGAAGCCAUUAAUCGAAUUUGCAAUCAAGUCGAUAGGGACGAAUUGUAGAGGCGUCAUAUGAUUCCUGUGAUCUGGAGCAUUUUCGCAGGAGCCCCUUUUGUAUUUUUUAGAUUUUAUGUCUGGAGUUUUUCAAAACAUAUAUUUUCAUAGAAGUUGUUGCAAGACGGGCUCUGAUAAGGAUGUUACCUGGUAAUUAUUUGAGCACCUUCUUAUCUGGACUCACUGUCUAUAAAUUUUAUGACCGGUGGCAUGCCUAUUACGCAUAUCGUAGAUUUCCGGUACUGUUGAAUGUUUAUGUUUUUGUAAAUCUUUCCUUGGGUUUCGUUACUUUUAUUUGUUGCAUCUGUCAUAUCUGAACGUUAUUACCAUGAAACUCCCGUUUUUGUGGACCAGAAUGGCCAAGUGGGUAUUGAACCUAAUAAAGAAAUCGAAAUA